This is a messenger RNA of Coccomyxa subellipsoidea C-169, 2421 nucleotides long. RefSeq names its product kinase-like protein. The transcript has 17 exons. Lineage: Eukaryota; Viridiplantae; Chlorophyta; Trebouxiophyceae; Coccomyxaceae. Gene Ontology annotation, molecular function: protein kinase activity; ATP binding. The record is from RefSeq and is a predicted model, not a curated record. Gene Ontology annotation, biological process: protein phosphorylation. Bases 1 to 2421 code for a protein of 806 amino acids.
AUGACUUAUCGACAGCUAUUGUUGCUGCUGAUAUUUUUGGGAUCAUUCUGUUCUUGCUGGCUCAGCAACAAGGACACACCUGCGUCAGCGGUGCUGGAUCUUGGGACACUGGUAGAUGCGAUCCAUGUGGCAUCUGGCGCACAUCUGGAGCUGUUGCGGCUGCACAUCCCCAACAGCGGCAACCGCCAAGUCAAGCGGCCCUCCGAGCGCGUGCGCCUGAACGUUGCCGGCGCUUUCGCGCUGUGGCCCUCCGUCACUGUGGCCCGGGACUCCAAGAUGAGCUUCCAGUACUGCGUGUUCUACUACUGGUCGGAUGAGGAGUGGGACAGCUGCGACAAGUUUCGCGAGGUGGCCACGCCAAUCCUGAACCCGGAGGAGGUCCCCGACAAGCUGGAGUGGCGCGCAUCCGACACCCAAGUCUUCAUGAAGGGCCGCCAGCAAACAACGCACCGCCUCAUUAACAUAUUGAACCGAGCAGCCUUCGAGGGCACCAUGCGCACGGAGCGAAUCAAUCACACCUUGGUGUGCGUGCCCAACAUCUUCCGCCAAGAGGAGAAAGGGCAUGUGUUGCUGGUCUUGAUGUCCACGCUGACGGGCAGCCUGCUGGGCGCCGUUGCCAUAGCGCAGUACUUUGGGACACUCCCCAUUCUGGGGUCAGCUCGUGGGAGGCGCCUUGGGGACAGCAGCGACACAAGCGACGGCUCCAACCGCCGCUCCCUCGGCUUUGGGCCACAGACGUCUGUGGACCACAUCACCAUGUUGGUGAGGGAGAGGCAACGCGCCACGAUUGAUGGCCUGGAGCUCGGGGAGAUGCUGGGCCGAGGCUCCUUUGGCAGGGUGUACAAAGGGAGAUGGAGGGGCGCGCUGGUGGCAGUGAAGGUGGUGGCGCAUGACUGCAGCAUUGCCAGCCUGGCAGAGACUCUGCGCGAAUCGGCGCUGUCAACCUCCAUCCAGCACCCCAAUGUGGUGGCCACGUUCAAGGUGAGGACGGUGCGCGCCAAGCGGGAGAUUGAGUGCCUGGCCAGCCGCUGGGCCCAGGGGUCCGACAACAACCUGGAUGAAGCUGCCGGCGGCUGCCGCGCCCUCCUCGCGCGCGCUCUCUCCAUCUCCGCUGCCAGGCACGCGAACGGAGCCAGUGCACACCAGCUGAAGCAGCGGUGCGACUCGGCUAUCGUGCCGAAGGGGCACCUGCGGUCGUUCAGCCUGGACAUGGCUCGCUGGCCGGGAUUCUCGCGGCGCAUGUUCUGGAACCGCUCCUCCGCGCCUGAGGGGUUGAGAGAGGACGUGGCGGCUGCGACAGCGCCCCUGCCUACAAACUACGGCUCAGGGGGCACGCCUGUUGUGGUGUUGGACUCCGAGGCAGAAGCGGCCACGGCGCUGGCGCACGCCAAGAGCCCCGAGCAAUCUCCUGCCAAGGGCGCUGAUCCAGAGGUUGGCGACCGGUUCGAUUUCAUGCCCCCGGACGAUGACGGGGCGGCUCCGGUUGAUCAAAGUGCCGAGCUUCUGCAGGAGGGGGCCUGGAUGGAGGGGCCAGAUGAGCAGCCCAUGCAGGUCGCAUCGCUCGUGCAUCGGCCGCGGCGCGGCGGCGGGGCGGCGGCCGCCACGGAUGCGCGCAUCGCAGCGGCCGAUGUCUGCUCCUGGGAUCCGCCGGCGCAGAUUGCGGCUGCGCUGCAGGCAUGGCACGAGGCCGCCGGCACUCGCAGCCCUCCCCCUGAGCGCACCUCCCAAACCCAUGACUCUGCAUUCGAGCGCGAGCGGCAGAGGGGUGAGUUCCGCGGAGCCAUCACCCGGUCGCAUAUGGAAAUGCUGGAAACGUGGCUCAUACUCGAGUAUUGCGACCAUGGCAGCUUUGACAAUGCCAUCCGCUCAGGGACAUUCUUGAACGACCUGACAUCCGGAAUCCUCUGUCUGAUGGACAUUGCAGCUGGAAUGGAGCACCUGCACUCCCUUGGAAUCCUCCAUGCGGACCUGAAAGGAGCAAACGUGCUGCUCAAGUCCGGAGCAAUAUCAAAUUAUGAUCAGAGGGGCUACAUGUGCAAGCUGGCCGACUUUGGGCUCAGCCGAGUGAUGGAGAACAACUCAACUCAUGUCUCCACAACCACAUUCGGUACAGCAGCGUACAUGCCAGCAGAGAUGCUGAUGGAGGGCAGGAUGACCAAGGCUGCAGAUGUGUACAGCUUUGGAAUGCUCAUGUGGGAGCUGCUCACCGGCAGGAAGCUGUUCGAGGGGCUGCGACAGUCACAGAUCAUAUGCAAGGUGAUGACAGGCUGGCGGCCGCCUGUACCAGAGGACUGCCAUGCUGGCUACCGGAGCAUCAUGGUGUCAUGCUGGCACGCGGACCCUGCCCAACGGCUGGCCUUUGAGGACAUACUGCUGCGGCUGAGGGGCCUCUGCAGGGAUCUGCGCAUGGCUGCCCUUUGA